Messenger RNA from Cicer arietinum (chickpea), 1933 nucleotides. Its product is annotated as GRAS family protein RAD1-like. The record is from RefSeq and is a predicted model, not a curated record. NCBI's taxonomy places the organism in Eukaryota, Viridiplantae, Streptophyta, Magnoliopsida, Fabales, Fabaceae.
CUUUCUCCAAGCUAAGAGAAUCUAGAUAAUAUUCUUUAAUAAUACCAUUGCUUAUUGUUCAUUUUGUAUCUAUCAAAUCACUUUAAUCCUCAAUUCUUUUUCUUCAAAGAGCUUGAGGCACCUCAAGUAGAAAUGGAAGAAGACUUAAACAUGUGGCUUUCUUUCUACAUGGAUGAAAGUAUCAACCAUGAUUUCCCUAUCAGAAGGUUUUGUCCUGCAAGAAUGGAUCAAGAUCAAGAAGGAGAGUUCCAUGACCAAGAAACAGUACUUGAUGAAAUUGAAUUGUGUACUUCAGAGAUUGAUGACUUUGUUGAUAGUUUCAUUAACAUGGAUCCAUAUGAAGAUCAAGAAGAGUCUCUAGAGGAGAAGAAACAUCAAAGUUUUGAUCACUUUAUAGUGAAUGAAGAUAAUGAUGAUGGUGAUGCAUAUUCCAUGAUGGUGAUAAAUGAUGUCAUUGGAUAUGUUCCAACCAUUAUGGAGGAUGAAGAAUUAGAGAUCUGUGAAAACACCACAAUCAAUAUGGAAAGCAAAGAUGAAGAGCAAGCCAUCAGACUCGGUAUGAACCAAGGAUUAGACUUGGUUCAUACGCUGUUGGCUUGUGCCGAGGCCGUGGGAUGCAGAGACACACAUCAAGCAAAUUUGUUACUUAACAAAAUUUGGUCUUUGGCAAAUCCCUCGGGAGAUUCAUUGCAAAGAGUUUCUUACUGUUUUGCCAAAGGAUUGAAGUGUAGGUUAUCACUUUAUCCACAUAAUAAUGUGCUUUCAAAUGGUACAACAAUCACAAAAAGUGCUUCUUCUAAUGAUGUUUCUUUAAUCACUUGGGAGAAAAAGUUGGAAGCUUUUAAGCUUCUUUACCAAACAACACCUUACAUUGCUUUUGGUUACAUGGCUGCAAAUGAAGCUAUAUGUCAAGCAUCAAAAAUAAAAAGUUCUAUUCACAUAAUUGAUUUACGAAUGGAACAUACUUUUCAAUGGCCUUCCCUUAUAAGGAACCUUGCUUCAAGGCCUGAAGGGCCUCCAAAGCUAAGGAUCACAGGAUUCAAUACCAAUGAAGACAACACAAAAAAACUUCAAACUAGCAUGAGUUUCCUUGUGGAAGAAGCAAGCUCAUUUGGAAUAGUCCUUGAAUUUUGUAUAAUAUCAGAGGCUGCAACUCCUUCUCUUCUUACAAUUGAGAACCUUAAGUUGAGAAAAGGUGAAUCUUUAGUUUUUAAUAGCAUCUUGCAAUUGCACAAAUAUGUCAAAGAGAGUAGAGGCUAUCUAAAGGAAAUUCUCCAAUCAAUCAAGAAACUAAGUCCAAUUACACUCACAGUUGUAGAACAAGAUACAAACCAUAAUGGACCUUUUUUUCUUGGUAGGUUUUUGGAAUCACUUCACUAUUACUCAGCAAUAUUUGAUUCACUUGAGGCAACUAUGGUAAGGAAUAGUGCACAAAGGAUGAAAAUUGAGAGAGUACACUUUGCUGACGAAAUUUGUAAUGUUGUGGCUUAUGAGGGACCUGAUAGAAUAGAGAGACAUGAAAGAGUCGAACAAUGGAGGAGACAAUUAGGGAGAGGAGGAUUUCAGGUAAUGCCACUCAAGUGUACGAGUCAAGCUAGAAUGAUGCUUUCUGUUUAUGAUUGUGAUGGAUAUACAUUGUCAUGUGAAAAGGGUUGUCUUUUACUUGGUUGGAAAGGAAGGUCAAUCAUUAUGGCUUCUGCAUGGCAAGUGUCAAGUUUGGAAAAGGGAGUAGAAUGAAUCAUCAUGCACUUAUUCAUUGCCAUAAUUUGUGUUUUUUAUUUAUUUAUUUUUACAUAUAACUUAAUUGAGCUAAUCAUUUUAUUAUACUUAGUCAAUGGCAUAUUUCACCCAAUUGAAGUGUGUCAGUUUUGAAGAACCAAGAUGAAUUAGUUAUUUAUGAAUGAACUUCUUGACCAUUAAGUUCAAUCUCACA